Molecule: messenger RNA, 4467 nt
Organism: Xyrauchen texanus (razorback sucker)
Lineage: Eukaryota; Metazoa; Chordata; Actinopteri; Cypriniformes; Catostomidae
Product: anoctamin-7-like
Exons: 25
Coding region: 258-2873 (871 amino acids)
Biological process (GO): calcium activated phospholipid scrambling; chloride transmembrane transport
Cellular component (GO): plasma membrane
Molecular function (GO): protein dimerization activity; chloride channel activity
Source: RefSeq, a predicted model, not a curated record
GAUGACAACCUGAGAUAGGACUCUUGGAAUCUUUUGAAAAUGAUUUAAAGACAAUGCCAACUGUUUUCAGCUGAGGAUGAAAUAGAGCUGCCUCACUGAACAAAUGCAGACAGGAGGGUACACAGCUUUAGGAAGGAAUCAACAGGAUCUCUAAGACCCCAAACAUAAAGAAACGAUGUGUGCUGAUUUGAAAGAGGGCAGAUAAUUCACAGAUCAGCACUUGGACAAAACAUAGGUGCGCUGGCUCUUUAGGGGUAAUGAUGAAAAUCAAGAAGAAUUUAGUGGAGGACAGCACAACCCUCAUCACCCUCUCUGACCACCCUGAACAAACCUACGGGAGCACAGAGAUGUGUGCGGCACCUCAAGAAAACAAAAACGUAUUUGGUGAUGGUGUCACCCGCAUUGAUUUUGUCUUGGUUUGGGAGGAGUCUGUGCACCCUUUAAAGUCUGCUGAAUUAGAGAAAGAAUUGUCCAGUUCCUCAUGUGAUAUCCACAGGAACUGGAGGACAGAAUUUCUUUCCAGACUCAGAACUGCUGGCCUUCAUCAGGAGAUGAAAGAGGUUGUCCAGGGAAAAACAAAGACGACUUAUGUCCUCCUGAGCGCUCCCUGGAAUGUUCUGUGUUAUUUCGCUGAAGAGAUCAGCCUUCGAGUGCCAUUGCAGGUUGUGACAACUCCAAUAUCAAACUGGUCCCAGGAUAUCCUGAAUAAACUGCACGUCCCAAUUAUAAUGGCUCAGGAUGUGCCCAACCUUCCACCAGACUACUAUACCUGCCAGUUUCGCACCAAUAAACUAGAGAGGUUUCUUGGCCAUGAGAACAAGGACACCUUCUUUAAGACCACGCAAAGGCAUCAGAUACUGUAUGAGUUAUUAGCCCGGACUCCAUUUGGAGCACUGAAUAGAGGGGAGGUUGGAGUUGGCAGGCUUAUUAGUGAAAAGGUUCUGACUGCUGCUUUUCCACUACAUGAGGGUCCAUUUGAAAUGCCAAAGACUUCAGUAGAUCCAAAGUCUCUGACCAUGAGACAGAUUCUGCAUCAUCACUGGGCUCGAUGGACUUGCUGGAGGAAAUACCAACCUUUGGAUCACAUUCGCGAGUACUUUGGCGAGAAAAUAGCCCUCUACUUUGCCUGGUUGGGCUUCUACACAGGCUGGUUAUUACCAGCAGCAGUAGUGGGUUUCAUCAUAUUUUUGUUUGGUAUCUGGCUGAUGGUCACUGAUGUGCCAGCAGAACAGCUUUGUUCCAGUGGAGACACCUUUGUCAUGUGUCCACUCUGCAACAUCUGCAGCUACUGGAACCUCUCCAGCAUCUGCUAUACCUACAAGGCAGGCUUGCUAUUUGACAAUGGAGGAACCGUGUUCUUCAGCAUAUUCAUGUCUUUGUGGGCCGUCACCUUCCUGGAGUACUGGAAACGCACAAGCUCCAUAUUGGCCCACCGUUGGGACUGCUCAGAAUUUGAAGAGAUAGAGGAGAGGCCAAGGCCAGAAUUCACAGCAUUGGCACCAAUGACGAUUCGUAAUCCUGUGACUGGGGCUGAGGAGCCCUAUUUCCCAGAGAGUCAACGAAUGAGUCGAACUCUAGCAGGCAAUAUGGUCAUCAUUCUUAUGAUUGCCAUUGUUUUGAUAUUCCUAAUGGCUAUUAUCCUCUAUCGGUCUAUUCUAAGCAUCAUUAUCUACAGGUCUGAGAGUGCCUACUUCAUAUUCUCGGCUGGGAGGAUAGCAAGCCUUACUGGUUCAAUGCUAAAUUUGCUGGUUAUUCUGUUGUUGUCUCGGCUCUAUAAAUACCUUGCCCAAAUUCUGACAAGAUGGGAAAUGCACCGUACCCAGACUAAAUAUGAGGACGCGUUCAUCCUCAAGGUUUUCAUCUUCCAAUUUGUCAACUUGUACUCAUCUCCUGUUUACAUUUCCUUUUUCAAGGGCAGGUUUGUUGGCCACCCUGGAAGCUACAACACACUCCUUGGAAUCCGAAAUGAGGAUUGUGGCUCCUCUGGAUGUCUCAUUGAACUUGCUCAAGAGAUGUUGGUCAUCAUGGUAGGCAAACAGGUCAUCAGUAACAUCCAGGAAUUUGUCUUGCCUAAAUUAAAAACAUGGUGGCACAAGAGGAAGUUGAAGCCAGCUUUCUGUUUAGAAGUGAUAGAUGAACCAGACACGAAGCCAGAGCACACGCCAUGGGUAGCGGACUAUCAGCUGCUGGUGUAUGAGGGGCUGUUUGAUGAGUAUUUAGAGAUGGUCUUGCAGUUUGGAUUCAUCACCAUCUUUGUAGCAGCCUGUCCCUUGGCACCGGUCUUUGCCUUGAUUAAUAACUGGGUGGAAGUGCGUCUUGAUGCCCAGAAGUUUGUGUGUGAGUACCGCAGGCCUGUUGCAGAGAGAGCACAAGACAUUGGAAUCUGGCUUAUGAUCCUACAGUUCAUCUCCUACCUGUCUGUCAUUAGUAAUGCUUUCCUGAUUGCCUUCACGUCUGAUUUCCUGCCACGCCUCUACUACCGCUACAACAAGGGCAGUAUGAGUGGUUAUAUUAACUUUACCCUUUCAGUUGCCCCAGAGAACUUCACCCAAAGCCAGAUGUCAUGCAGAUAUCGAGGCCAGAGAGAUGAGAAAGGACAGCUCACACAGGAUUACUUCAACAUGCUGGCCAUUCGUCUGAGUUUUGUCAUCAUAUUUGAGCAUGUUGUACUCCUGAUUGGACGAAUUAUUGACUGGAUGGUGCCAGAUAUUCCAGAGGAGGUGGAAAUUAAGAUCAAAAGAGAGCAUUAUAUGGCCAAAGAGGCACUUGCUGAGAAUCAGUCAUUGAGCAAAACUGUUCUGGAGGAGAUGGAGAGACAAAGCUCUGAGUUGCGACACAGAUUAAGAUUACAGAGUCCUACAGCCAACAUCUAAUCUUCCUUCUGUCCAUCUCCUGUACAUGAAGACAAACCUCCACUCUGACAGUCUGAUAUUUUAGACAUCUGAUAAGGCAAACUAGUGACUCCACAAUGAGUAGUUUUUUUUUAACCAUUGAUAAUUAAUAGCGCAACGUUGGUCCCAUUGUGAUGAAUUCUUAAAGAUAAAAAAGAUUUAAAAGAUUCAACUUUAUUGUCAUUUUGAUGAGUACAGGUACAGAGCCAAUAAAAUGCAGUUGUUUUCACAUAUCCCAACUAAGCUGGGGUCAGAGCGCAGGGUCAGCCAUGAAACAGCACCCCUGGAGCAGAUAGGGUUAAGGGCCUUGCCCAACAGUGGUAUCUUGGUAAUGCUGGGGCUUGAACCCCCAAACUUUCGAUCAGUAACCCAGAGCCACCACUGGUCCAUCUUGAAUUGUAUGUGGUAUUAUUUUGUAAAAACUAGUAUGCCACUCUACACUCUUAAAAGUUGACCAUAUUACCUUUAGCAGAUAAACAGGUUUAAAAUUCAUAGUCUUUCCUUGCAGAAAAACAGACCAAUAAUACUGAUUACUCAACUUGCACUCAAGGGCAAUAAAUAAAAAUUACAUUCCAACCAAAAGCUUAUUGAAAUGAGAAUAUCUACUCCCACUAAUGCACUUUCAAUGAACUAGUAAAAGCAAGUAGAAAAUCUUGGGUCAUGGCUGUGACAUAAACUAAAGGCUAUAAUAUGUAAAGACAGUAAAGAAAACAGCGGUCAUCAAGCAAUUUCAUGGAGUCUUUAAAUGUAUGAACCUAAAAGUGAAGAUACAAUACAUUUUAAUGUAAUGAUUGUAGUUAGAUGACAAAUUCAUACAGAAUGCAACAAGGUGGUGUUUGGUAUUAAGAUUUUAUGAUAGUAUGUCUACUGUGUACUAUUUAACACUAUUUUAAUACACACUAAAUGUACUUUGCAAUCACCAUUAAAGUACAUUAUAUGUAUAUUUUAGUGCAUCAUCUAAGUAUGCAAAUUGGAACGCUACACUACACUUUUCUGGCUUAUUGAGCAGUAGUGCCCUCUGCUGUUCACAGGAUCAUUCACAAUAGUAUAAAAGACAUGAAGUCCUAAUGAAUAAUGAGCUCUUUUCAGUACAAUUUCAAAGUUUAGUGACUUGUUUUUCAGACAAUUAUAUUGAAUCUCAAUUCUAUGGAAAAUCUGUACUACCUCCUUAUUAUCUCACUCAUAAUCAUAAAUGUGUAUGCAGACUGAUCAUUUCGGAUAAAUGUGUUUUGUCCCUUGUAGCAGAUUUGCAUAUAGGCCUACUGUAUUAUAGAAUUAUAUUCAUUGUUUAUUAAAAAGGUCUUUAAUUUUAAGCCAGCCAGUAAGCAUUUGCAAAAAAAUAAAAGAACUUAGGCUACAUGGUUUAUGCUGUUUUGUUUGGCAAAACUCUGGCUAUAGCUUGUUUACUAUGGAGCACUAUGGAGUCUAUGGAGUGGUGGUUGGUGUAGUGGUCUAAGCACAUAACUGGUAAUCUGGUAAUCAGAAGGAUGUUGGUUCAAGCCCUACAGCCACCACCAUUGUGUCCUUGAGCAAGACACUUAACUCCAGAUUGCUCCAGGGGGAUUGUCCCUGUAAU